GCCGCGCGCCGCCCGCUCGUCAUUCCCGGAGGGAAUCCCGGCGCCGCCCGCGCCCCUCGGGCCCCCGCCUCAGCGCCUGCCGGGCUGCUCCGCUGCCGGGCUGCGGCGCCCCUCGGCCCGCGCGCAGCUGCCCGCUGCCCGCCGCUCGGAGGAGAGCGGAGAAAGCGGCGGCUGCACGGGACACGCGGCCAGUGCCGCUCCGGGGACCGAGCCCCGUGAGGGGACGGGCCGGUAACCCGGUAACCCAACCCGGUAACCCGGCGCGGCCCUGCCCGCAGCCUCCCUCCCUCCUCACGCUGCAGGCCUCGGUUCCGACCUCAGCCGGUCCCCGAACACCGCUCCCGGACCGCCGCACAAACACACCGCUACACGUAACCGCGCCGCACCGGCGCCGUCAGCCCCCUCCUCGGGCACCGACAGCGCUUCCGAGCCGCCCUGGAAGCACGCCCAGCGGGCACCUUUCUCCUCUCCUCACUCCACGCUACGGUUUCCUGGUUAAACUCUAGUCAAACAGAAGUGCAGCUAUCAAGAAAAAGCGAGGAGGAGUCUGUACAGAACACCUUUCUUCAGAACUGACCGCUUAUUCUCACAGCCAAAGACUGGCUCCCAAAAGCACCCGGAGACGAGCCGCGAGCGGCCUCACUGCUACCUCGCAGAGCAGAGCCUGCUCCGGGCCAGGUGCUGGCUGCGCGCCCCAGAAGGGCCAUGCCGCCCCACACAGCUGCGAGUGCCUCGGUGGGGCUGGCUGCAGCACCUGCGUGCUGCUCUGCACACCUCCAGCACUUGGUCAAGUGUUACAAAUUCAGCCCCCCGGUGUGUUCAGUGCAGGAAGGGGACAAAACUUACGCUGUUUACCUGGCCCCUCUUCGGUCCCACAGAGUGUGGUGUUUGGAUGAAGCAGAACAGCCUCCUUGUAUACGCUUCCUCCGCUGUUUUAAAGAGGAUCAGAACACCUUCUCAGUUCAACUGGGCUACGCUGUGAUCAUGGAAAGCUGGGCAUUUCCUUACCAGAUUGCUUAGACAUAAUUGAUAUCAAUAUGAGGGGGAAGGGAAUAUUUUCAUUGAGAAUGUAGCUGCGUGGUAAACAUGAUCUGCAACUGCCAUUAAAACACAAAUAUAUCUGAAAAGUGAGCAGAAACCAAGCAGGAACAGAGUUCCACGCUUCAAUUCCCAACAGAAGGUAGAAUCCAGUGUUUUGCCUCAGUGAUGCAUAGCUCUACUCCCUUAUCUGUGGGAUAUUCCUGUGUUCAUAGUUAAAUUGCACGUUCAAAUGCUUCGCUGCAUCAAGAUCAUUAAACUGUGGUAUGGCGCAGAGCACCGGGAGUAAAUGAGCUCCGGCCUACCACAGCCUCGGGCACCACCAGGCAGCUGUACAGCGCCCCGGGACAGCCAGGAGGGGCUCCCCACGGACAGCGGCACUGUUUGAAAAAAACGUGGGGAACCACGUGUGCGAGGAGCAGACUGCAGGACUGGACAUUCAGUGGCUGUGCAGAAUUCCCAAUGCCUCAGUCAUCAUAAUGAUACCCAGCUCUUAUUCAGGGCUUGUUACUUACAGGCAUGUAAGAGCUUAAACGAAGAGACAAAUUAUUGACCAGAAAAUGGCCCAGCGAAGCCCGAUCUUCCCAACUCUUGCCCAUUCUGAAAGACGGGUUCGAAACAUACCGCUGCAUAGCCAGGCGUUGACAGCGGUCCCGCUGGCAUCUGCAAGCCUUGUGGAUCAGCUGGAAGACAGAAUCCUAAGCCAUGAGAAAACCACGGCAGCGCUCGUGGAGCACGCUUUUCGCAUUAAGGAGGACAUUGUUUCCACUCUGCACAGAAUGCAGAACAAAGGGGGGGGCGAUCGGUUGGCUAGGCAACUCUUAGAAGAACAUAUCCGAAACAUAACUGCAAUAGUGAGGCAGCUUAAUCGGGACAUUGAGAUGCUGCAGGAACAGAUACGUGUCAGAGACAAUCUCAGCUAUGGAACAAAUUCUACCCUAAAGAGUCUGGAAAUGCGGCAGCUUUCUGGUUUAGGAGAUCUUCGGGGAAGAGUGGCAAGGUGUGAUGCCGGGUUAGCCAGACUGUCUGCAGAACAUAAAAUUACAUAUGAAAGACUUCAGAGCCUAAGUAAAGACCAACACACCUCUAAGUUGAUCUUAGAAUCUAAAAUCAAAGAGGCAGAAAUACAGAUUUCUCAUCUGCUGAGCAGAGUGGAGCAGUCAAUAAUGCAGCAAGAAGCAAAGCUGAAGGUUGCCUAUAAGGAGAGCACGCAGCAGCUCCACCUGCUGGACACCAAAUUAAAAAACGCUAUUGAGGAACUCAGCAGCCAGAUUUUGUCUGCACGCAGCUGGCUGGAACAGGAACAUGAAAGGAUUGAAAAAGAACUUGUGCAAAAGCUGGACCAACUCUCAUUGACUUUUAAGGAAACCACAGAAAUGAGUGAAAGAGCUAUAGAGAUGAAAUUCAACCAAAUGUCAGAGAAAAUUGACAAAAUAGAAGAAAUACAGAAGAUAAACAUGGAAGCACAUGAAGCACAACAGACUGAAGAAAAGAUAAAUAUUCGCAUUGGCAAACUUCAAAAUGAGAUUAAUGAAGACAUAAAAGAAAUGAAAGCUGAAGUUAAUGCUGGGUUUGCAGCUAUCUAUGAGAGCAUUGGGUCUCUACGGCAAGUUCUAGAAGCGAAAAUGAAGCUUGACAGAGAUGAACUACAGAAGCAGAUCCACCAAAUGAAGCAGGAGAUUCCAGCAUGGGGAGAGGCUGGACCGUGACUGCAAGAUUUUGUUUGAGAUGAAUAUUUCCCUGGCUAAUAGGCAGACUAUAAUCUUGUUCCAGUCUGUAAUCCAAAUGUAAUGCAUGUACCGAAGGAGAUGCUGCUGUUGCACAGGUUUGUAUGUUUAAGUGGUAAAUGCAAGCUUUUAAUAGAUCAACUGACAAGAAGCUUUUAUGGGCUGAGGUGCUGAUUUACCACUGCACUGCUCUAGUUGCUCUCAGGAGAUUACCAACAUAAAACUAGAGUAAUAUAUUGGUGAAGCUGGCACCUAAUUUGCUAAAGGCAUUUCAAUGCUCCCCAGUUUUGUAGGCUUGAUCAGGCAGUUAUAUGCUUAUAUGUAUAAGCAUCUCGAUAUAUUCUUUUUUACAUAAGAAGUUGGUAUCACUUGUUUAUUAUCAGUUCGGCAAGGUUCUCCACCUUGAUACAAAUUACUAUGUUUGAAGUCACCAGACAUUUUUGCAGUGACCUUCUCUACUAUUGACUCCCUGAGGAGACAGAAUUGGCACCAAACAGACCAAUUUUCAAAACUUAGAUACUGUCAGAAAACUUUUGUUUAGCUGUGCAAAUAUCCUGUGUGCGUGCGUACGCGUGUGGAAACUAAAUAGUAUUAUAUAAUGUAGUUGUAGACUAAGAUGAUUCAUGAACAAUAUAAGAAACAACUUGUGAUCUUAUGUAUUGUGACCUUUUUAAAUGAAUAACCAAGUAGACUUGAGACAAGGUAAAAGAUUUAUAUACAGUAUUUUAUAAGCUGGGCAUGUGUUCCUGUGACUUGUUUCAUUAUAUUACCAUGAACUUUGAAAGGUUUGAAAACAAAAGAAAAAGUGAUGAUCUGGAGAUAAAGUCUGGAGAAUUUUGUGUAAAAUAAAAUGCAGUUUAUGAUCUGCUUAGCAAUUCCUAUUGAAGUAAAACAACUAACUCUUCAAAUUUAAGUAGAUUUUAAUAAUUUAGUAGGUUCGAACUGGUAAUUCAUGGUAUUUCCAAAUAAUAAUGGUGCUUAUUUCCAUUCCCAUAAUGGUUUACACGCUGAAAAUGAGCACCCCUGCAGCAUAUUAAUCUAGAUGGGAAAAAAUAUAUUUUGAUUCUUUAUCUUCAUUCAGAGCUUGUUAUUGCUUAUGUUUUCAAAUCAUGCAGGAUUAAGCAGUCAUGAAGAAUAACAGGCUUCAUCCAGUAUCCUAUUAAUUUAUACAGUAAACAGUACUUCAUGUGCAAAAAUACCAUUAAUUUGUACAAGUGUUACUGCCAACUUGUACAAGUUGAUACAAUGU
Cygnus atratus (black swan) is the source of this 4014-nucleotide messenger RNA. RefSeq names its product family with sequence similarity 81 member A (gene FAM81A). Lineage: Eukaryota; Metazoa; Chordata; Aves; Anseriformes; Anatidae. The transcript has 10 exons. The record is from RefSeq and is a predicted model, not a curated record. Bases 1599 to 2747 code for a protein of 382 amino acids.